GUUACGACCACAAAAGGGUGCUUUCCGUGCAUAGGUAUUUACCACAACAUGUGUCCCUGGGUCCUGCUGUUAUCUGUGCUGACAGUCAUCACUGUGCCUGUAUCGGCUUCCUCUUCAGUAAAGGUGAAUCUUCAUGACAAUGCUACUCUCCCCUGCACUCUGACAUGUUCUGGUCUGCUCACAUGGACUGUGUCCCAUAAACCACGUGACAUUCUGGCUCAGUGUAACCAGAGAUCCUGCCAGUCAAAGGAGGGAUUUAACAUGUCCCAUGAUCAGUACCUGAAGGGAGAUCUCUCCCUCACCAUCACUGAUGCUGAUUACACUAAGAGGACCUGGUACACCUGCGCCUGUAAUGGUAAAGACAUCUGUGAUGUAAGUCUGCAGAUAGAGGCCUUGAGUUCUUCAGUUCAGAUUAAGCCUGGUGAACCUCUGGUGCUGGAUUUGCUAAUGUCAGAGUUAGUGGAGGUGAUUUAUAACAGCACAGGUGCAGCUGCUCCCUCUAGUGAACAGAUGUGCACAGUGGAUAGACACUCACUGAAAUGUGAACCUGAAUACACUCAGAGAGCAUCACUCAUCUUUGCUGUUGAGCUGAGAGGAACAGCUCCAUCUGAUAGUGGAGUUUACAUCAUCAGAGACACUAGGAAUGAAGAGAUUAUUCAAACAUACACAGUUACUGUGGAAGAAGUCCAGCCAUGUCCCGAUCAGACCUCCACAGUGACGGUGUUGACGGUGCUCCUGGCUCUGACGUGGGUGGGGCUUGUGGCAGCAGUGCUGGUGAUUGUGCAGCUGAGGAAAAAAAUCAGCAGAUCCAGAAAGGAAAUACAGUGAAUGGAGACCGUAACCAUGACAACAGAGGAGCUAAUAUGAAUGGACUAAACCACUCAGAUGAAGAGCAGAGGUGAUCUCCCAAUAAUUACCAUGAGAGUCUGAGAGAUGAUAAAUGAUUUGGCUCUCUUGUACACACACACACACACACACACACACAUAUGUACCCACAAUGCCUUUCUCUGUACCAUUCAGGGAUCAGAGAUCAGUGUAUGUUUGAUCGUACCUGAUCAGAGUUUUAUGACGUUAGCACUCCUGAACUCACCUGGUAGAGCAGGUACAGUAAGAUACAUCUCCAGAAUCAUGGUUUGAUCCUCAGAGAGGACACAUGCUGUCAUACUGAUAAACAUACAUCAGUCACUAUAAGAGCAUCUGCCCAGUACUGUAAAUGUAAUGGAAAGAUGUUUAUGUAAAAAAUGUAAUAUAAAGAUGUUUAUGCAAAUAUUACUAUGAGAUCCUGUGAUGUAAUUUAAUGCACAUGUAAAUAUUUUUGUGUCAAGUCAUGGAAAAACAGGUAUUUCUUUCUGUAGCAUCUUUUAAAUUUUAGUUGCUUUUUAUUUGAGUCUCCCCUUAUUGUCCAGGGUAUAUUUUCAAGAGUUCACUUGUGGUCUUGGUGAUUAUGGUCAGUUGUUGUGGUUAAUCUUCCCAUUGCUGUAAUGCUGCAUUAAUUUCAAAGCAUUCUGCUCAAUAAGUAGCUAAGGUUUGCCUGCCCAGGUAAAGCAAUCUCCAAUAUUAAGUAAAUCAUACAUGUAUUAUGGAAACAGGCCUGCUCCAUGUCAUUUGGUUUUGAGCAAGGUUGACAGACCCUGUGAUGUUUACUGUUUUUAUCAGCUGGCUAUUAUUAAAUGCACUUGCUAGUUAACAGUCUGUAGAGUAAUCUGUCUAAGGGCAAGAUCAGUUCACUAGAGUUAGAGCUGAGAUAUAUAUGGAUAACAAGAUGAAUCAACAGGCAUUAAGUAACUAGAAAGUAAAGAUUGUAAACAAACAGUGUUAGAAUCAGUAGAGUUGUCAUGAAGUGCAGAUAUGUACUUAACUACGUUUAUUUUCUAAGUGUAAUAAGAUGAAAAUUUGACAAAUUUUAUGAUUAAUCCAUAAAGGUUUAAGGUACAGUAUCAAAAUAAAUGGUUCCAAAGGGAGGAUGAAGGCAUUAAUGAAAGGAGAAGGAGUACACAGACUGGUGCUUUUGGUAUAAUAUGUAGUUUGGAUGUCACGGAUUGCUCGCCUCCUGCAAGUCAUGUGGUUUGGCCCGCCACGUGCAGUGGGAGGAUCCUCGUUUGUGGCCACACCUGCACCUCAUUUGUUUAUAUGUAUUUAAACCCUCAUCAUAGUGUGCAGGAUCGUCAUUGUGGAUGUAACGUCUUAAUGUCAUGGUUAAUGUUCUUGUCAUCAUUAAACGUAUGCGUGUUU
This is a messenger RNA of Electrophorus electricus (electric eel), 2232 nucleotides long. RefSeq lists its product as uncharacterized. NCBI's taxonomy places the organism in Eukaryota, Metazoa, Chordata, Actinopteri, Gymnotiformes, Gymnotidae. The record is from RefSeq and is a predicted model, not a curated record.